AUGGGCAAACUCCAGGGUGACUUUGUUCGCCUGGGUGCAGAACACGAACUUGCACAGCCAAUACAGCAAGAACGCGGCAUGCUCGACAUCGCCCAAAGGAGCAAUCGAAUCAUCAUCGGCGCUGUCCUCCACACCGAAGUUGCCAUAGAAGCUGGAGUAGUUGAGCAUGUUCUUCGCCUUGCUCCCAACAAGCUUGGCGACCGUGGGCCAUGCGGCCUUAAAGCUCCUUUCGGCCUCAGGGGCGACCAAAGCGGCGUUCACCUCCACGUCGAGAGGGGAGAGGCCGAAUAG
Messenger RNA from Prunus armeniaca (apricot), 291 nucleotides. Lineage: Eukaryota; Viridiplantae; Streptophyta; Magnoliopsida; Rosales; Rosaceae. The record is from the annotation of a GenBank genome assembly.